Rhipicephalus sanguineus (brown dog tick) is the source of this 1152-nucleotide messenger RNA. RefSeq lists its product as uncharacterized. Lineage: Eukaryota; Metazoa; Arthropoda; Arachnida; Ixodida; Ixodidae. The transcript has 5 exons. The record is from RefSeq and is a predicted model, not a curated record. Bases 98 to 772 code for a protein of 224 amino acids.
CCCAUUUGCGGACGUUGCGGAGAGAAGUUUCAGACGUCAGUUGAAGGAGAGGCUCGGAAGCGUACGGGUGCCAAAGGGGAAGAACAAAAAGCAAGACAUGCAGAUAUAUUUCAUCUCCGUCGCCUUCGCUGUGUUCAGCUGCGCGUCAGCAGGGACGAUCCCAGAGGCAAAUGCAUACAUAGACACAGUUCUGGAUCAUUACCUACCACCCCUCGUGCGGAGCACACGUGACCUAUACCCGAACGUAGCAAUUCCAGACUUCCGUUUUAAGAUCCUGAAAACUGGCAUCACGAAUCGUGACCUGAAGGUUAAUAUUACCGACGCCGGCAUCCAUGGCUUCGACGAAGGUAUCCACCGCUUGGGAAACUGUGAGAACCCAAUGCUGGUCGACGGAAACACCACCGUCAACUGCGUGCUCAACAUGACUGGCAUCGGCGCCACCCUCACUGCCACGACCAAAGGCGACACCCUUGUGGGUACGAUCAAGACCAUAUGGGUCAACGUGACCUUGAAGAAGGAAACCGUACUGAAGGUGUCCAUCACAGCGCUGCCACAGAGACCACCGUCCUUGCAGACUUUCUUCAUGGAGAACCUCAAGCUCAAGACGAAGUACGACGAUAACCUUAGCUUAAACGAGGAUAGAGAGGACCAGUUCGAGGAUCUAAUUGAGGAAAAGGUCAAGGACUUCCUCAUCAUCGCAGUCUACAACCCUUAUAAGGCAGUGUUCGACAGAGCAGUUCAACUGGCCUAUCAAGCUUUCCCGCGCGCCUAAACAAUGAAGCCCUAGCUGUUUUCCAAGUUAUGAACUUCCACAGUGUUCGAUUUCAGUUUUUUAAGUGUUGUGUAAUCUUUUCACAUAGUAAUGAACACUAAACUUUGAACAAAUGACCAGUCAUAUUUGCUUUUCUGUUGUUACACAUACUCUGGGAAACAUAAAGAAUAGGACGGGAAGACACGAUGUACUCACUACUGUCGGCACGACGCCGGCAAGAAGAAUAGCAACAAGAACAAAGGCGGUCAAGGAGCUGUAAAUAUUUUUUAUUCACAACAACCACAUGAAGCCAUCAUAUAACGAAGUGAAGGAAAUCGAGGAGAAAAUUACGCGUUUUUGAAUUGUACACUGUGGAAAUAAUAAAGAGCUUUCGUAAGAUA